GCCUGCUCUUGACUAAAUCAACCUGAAGAGCAGCUUGCAAAGUGAUGAAGUUUGCAGCCAAUCACAACGGCUCCUGAUGACAUCACCUCCAGGCGAUAGACAGGUAAAAAUGAAAAGGGGCGCAAAGAAAAGCGUCUGGGAGAGCGAAUCGAGCAAUUGAAAGGCGGACGGCGCCCCCUGGAGGCGGCAGCGGCGGGGGAUUUCCUGGGCGGAAGCGGCGGAGGCGGAGGGGGUUUCCACUGGUGACCCGAGCGCCGUACCUCGCCGCAGUACCCCCGACGCCGUUACCGGAGCGCCGUACCGUCCGCUUCACCCGGUUGCUAUCCCCGGCGUGGGCGUGGGCGAGGAGAGGAGAGGAGAGGAGAGGAAGCCUCGGAGGUGGACCAUGAGGAAGCCAGCCGCGGGUCGGCGGUUCGAGUCCCGCAGAGAGGCGCCGAGGAGCGCCUGAGGUGAUUCAUGUCAUGUCAGCCGGACGCAGCGUUGAAGGGAGGGAGGUGCAGCUUCCCCUCCAGCAGGUGGCGCCCUCCCUCAUUCCGCCCCUGUCCGCCGCACCUCCCGUCGGCCCCCCCCCAAACCGGCCGGCCAAUCCCUGGCCUCCGGGCGACUCUUCGCAAGGUGCGGCGGCGGGCUUCCUGCCGCAGGACGGCGGCUUCACGGAUCGCUUCGUGGACGUCCCCGAGGAGAAAUAUCGCUGCGAGUCGUGCCGGCUGGUCCUGUGUCAGCCCAGGCAGACCGAGUGCGGACAUCGCUUCUGCCAGAGCUGCAUUGCGCACAUACUCAGCCGUCCCAACCCGGUGUGUCCGGCCGACAUGGAGCCGCUGUUCAGCAACAAGAUCUUCCGAGACGUUUGCUGCCAUCGGGAAAUCCUGGCGUUGAAGGUGUACUGUCGCGCCGAAGCCAAAGGCUGCCAGGAGCAGAUGAGUCUGCAGCAGAUGCCCGAGCACCUGAACGUGUGCCCCUUCUUCGAGGUGCCGUGCCCGCUGGGCAAGUGCAAGGAGAGGAUGAUGAGGAAGGACAUCCCGGAGCACCUCGGCCGGAAGUGUAAACACAGAGAGACCGCCUGCGACUUUUGUCUCGCCAAGAUGCCGCUCACGGACCUGCAGAAGCACAAGGAGACGGUGUGUCCCGCCUUCCCGGUGUCGUGUCCAAACCUUUGCUCCUUCUCGUCGCUGCCCCGGAGCGAGUUUAGGGUGUACGCCGCCUCUCGCCCAGAGUCGGCUGGCGUAGGCGCCAGCACGCCUGCGACCCGUCAGGAGGAGAAGGGUACGGAAAAUGCUUGGAUCGUAAAGAAUUACGCACUUCACACAGUUCCAUGGACAAUGUGCUGCUUUGCCUGCUGUGCACACCUUGACCACCAGCUGACCAGUCACCAGCACGAGUGUCCUAAAGCUCAGGUCAGCUGCCCCUUCCAGCGCUACGGCUGCGCCUACAAGGCGCUGAGUCCGGAGGUCCGACAGCACGAGGCCGCUUGUGCCGCCGAGCACCUGAGGAUGAUGAUGCUCAAGAACGUCUCCCUGGAGAGCAAGGUCGAGGAGGUGAAGUGCGAGCUGUUGGACAAGUGCAAAUCUGUUCCUCUCGUGAGUUCUCGUCUUUGCGAGGCUGAGAAGCAGAACAGCGAGCUGAGAGACAAGCACAGACACAUGGAGCAGAAGGUGGCCUCCAUGCAGAAGGUGAUGAGCGCUCACUCCGAGAAGCUUCUGGAGGCGGAGCUGGAGCUUCGUUCUCUGGCGUCGCUGCGGGACGAGCUGGACAAGGUCCGUCUGUCCCUGGACGCCGUCCGCGCCAGGCUGGGCGCUCUGGAGCAAGGAGGACGCUCCGGAACCGGAACGCUCACCCUCGCCUCGCUGGAGACUCAGCAGAAUCGUCACGGCGACAUGCUGAGCGUCCACGACAUCCGGCUGGCCGACAUGGACCUCCGCUUCCAGGUCCUGGAGACGGCCAGCUACAACGGCACGCUGAUCUGGAAGAUCCGCGACUAUAAGCGUCGGAAACAGGAAGCGGUGGCGGCCAAGACUCUGUCGCUCUACUCGCAGCCUUUCUACACGGGAUACUUCGGCUACAAGAUGUGCGCCCGCGUCUACCUGAACGGAGACGGCAUGGGCAAGGGCACGCACCUGUCGCUCUUCUUCGUCGUCAUGCGCGGCGAGUACGACGCGCUGCUGCCGUGGCCGUUCAAACAGAAGGUGACCCUGAUGCUGAUGGACCAGGGUCCGGCGCGCAAGCACCUGGGCGACGCCUUCAAGCCGGACCCCAACAGCAGCAGCUUCCGGCGUCCCGCCGCAGAGAUGAACAUCGCCUCCGGGUGUCCGCUCUUCGUCUCGCAGAGCGUCCUGGAGUCGGCCAGCUACAUCAAGGACGACACCAUCUUCAUCAAGGUUACCGUGGAUACUUCUGACCUUCCUGAUCCGUGACUGACUGUGUGCCGUGUGACUCGGCCGCGCCCGCUCGGCGACGGGGGAGGAGUCCGUUCCAGACGACCGAUGGCGGGAGGGCGCGUCUUCCUUCUUCCGAUUGGCUGCUUGUGUGCGCGACAUGUGACGUAACCCCGGCGGAGACUCUUGUGCCGCGGGGCGAGGCCGUCGCGUUACCGAUGCCGUGCAUCGAGCUUGACUUCCCGUUUGGCAAGGCAUGCCGGGAAAUUCACGCCAGGAGCCGAGGAGCGCGGAAGCGUAGUUCGCCACGCGUCACGGAGUCGCGGCGACGUGGAUGUCGGACGUCUGGACGUUCGUUCCUGUGUGGACUUUUCACACGAGUCCCCCCAAAAAGAAAGACUUGCAGGUGUUGUUUUUGUUGUUGUGUUCGACAGGAAUAAAGAAAAUUCCCUAC
Phycodurus eques (leafy seadragon) is the source of this 2826-nucleotide messenger RNA. It is a transcript of the gene traf3, whose product is annotated as TNF receptor-associated factor 3. The transcript has 16 exons. Gene Ontology annotation, biological process: tumor necrosis factor-mediated signaling pathway; regulation of defense response to virus; regulation of canonical NF-kappaB signal transduction. NCBI's taxonomy places the organism in Eukaryota, Metazoa, Chordata, Actinopteri, Syngnathiformes, Syngnathidae. Gene Ontology annotation, cellular component: plasma membrane signaling receptor complex. The coding region runs from base 462 to 2411 and encodes 649 amino acids. Gene Ontology annotation, molecular function: tumor necrosis factor receptor binding; zinc ion binding. The record is from RefSeq and is a predicted model, not a curated record.